Molecule: messenger RNA, 3692 nt
Organism: Wasmannia auropunctata (little fire ant)
Lineage: Eukaryota; Metazoa; Arthropoda; Insecta; Hymenoptera; Formicidae
Gene: Patr-1
Product: protein PAT1 homolog 1
Exons: 10
Coding region: 128-2308 (726 amino acids)
Biological process (GO): P-body assembly; deadenylation-dependent decapping of nuclear-transcribed mRNA
Cellular component (GO): P-body
Molecular function (GO): RNA binding
Source: RefSeq, a predicted model, not a curated record
UGCGCAUCCGCCUUUCCCCUGACGUUAGCCGCGAGUUACGGCAUGGCCGCCAUGGCAGCUGAUGCCCCGCGUUGCUGCACUUGACGUUUAGUCGGAACAUGUCAUUUUGCAGAUUUCAUUUUCACAAAUGGCAGACACUUUUUUCGGUUUCGAUACCACGCUCGGAGAGAAUAAUCUAGAGGAUGGACUGGAUUGUCCAUUGGAGGAAGAGGAGCUCGAAGAGGAAGAAUACGACGCACUGAACGAUGAAACAUUUGGUCCCGAUGCUGCUAUCGGUGAUUGGGAGGAAGACCAUGAGAAGCUUGCCGAAAUUACUGAAUCAAAUCGCCUUCAUAAUCAGAGUGCAACAAAUAAAAAGACUACUUCUAACAUAAAUAUCGAGGAUAAUUUAUCACAUUUGGUAUUAGAUAAGGAAGGAAUAGUUCCCCGCCCUGGUGUAUGGGGUAGUCCUUUAAAUUUAUCUCUUCCAAAAGCGCAGCCGCGAUUAUCUUUACCAAAUGCCUGUACAGUGGAAGAAUUGGAAAGAGGGCUUAUUGCAAAUAGACCGCCACCAGGUCUCAGCAAACCACAAACGCAACAACAACAGAAGAAGUCUGAGGGUUCACUUCUCUUUGAGGCUCUCUCUUUGAAUGAGAAACUUCAAGUCAAUGGCCUACCUCCACCACGUUUUCCACCAGGAUUGGGUCUACCUGGAGCACAUCCUAUAGUUUUGCCCAAUAUAAGACCACCACAUCCUCAAUUGAUGCAACAUCCUAGAAUAUUAGGCUUAAUUAAUCAAGCUGGUACUGUAUUACGUUAUCCUUCACCACCGCAUUUAAUGUCACAUUUAAUGCCACAACCAGUUCCAAGGCAAGCUCUUCAUGGCUCCUAUGGUUUUCCUCCCCAACUACACCCUAAUUUAGGAGGCCCACAGUUCCUUCGGCCAGAUCACAUGAUGCCUGCAUUUCCUAACAACCAAACCAAUCAACAACACCAACAUUCUUAUUCACAUUUAGGAAAUCAGAGAAACCAGAACAGAUCUUACUAUCAUAAUGAACAACAAGCCGGACAUCAACCAUUUUUUAAAAAUAAUCAAUAUCCUCACCGUAAUCAUGACAGAAAUAAUCAAAGAUCUUAUCAUCAUCAACAUUAUUCUCACAACAUUAACGGUAAUGCUUCGGGAGAAUACGAACACUCAGGAAAACUUGCUAUAAAAGCUCAUGAGAAGCAAUGGUUAAUUAAUAUUCAAUUGUUACAACUUAAUACAAUUCAACCGUAUGUUGAUGACCACUAUUAUGUUGUAUUCUGUGAUAAACAGAAUAAACAACAUGCAAAUCAAGAACAAAAAGAUAAGAAACAUCAUAACAACAAUGGAUAUCACAGGGAUCACAAAGAUUGGGAACCAACACCUCAAACCGCUUCAAGAUCAGCAUAUACGCCAGCUCAGUUUGAGAAUUCAUUAGGCAAACUUCAUUGCAGUAGUGUGACAGCACCACGUAAACUUAUCGAUAUGGACGUUGUAUCAAAUAGCGACUCUCAGUCUACUCCUCAGUCCCAGCAGAAGGACACUAAAAAAACACGGCAAUUACUUCUUGAAAUCGAGAGGAUGUUUACACUGCAAUUCAAACUUGAAGAUUUGAGCAAUCCUCUUGCUUCAAUUCCGGAACCACAACAACAGGAAGGGGAAUCUGAAGUAAAUACGGCUAAAACUGAACCGGAAUUAAUAAACAUGAUUUUAACAUGUAUGCAACAAUUAAUACAAGAUGAUAAAUUAGCUAGUAUGCUAAGUAUUCGAAAAGGAAAGGCAUUACUACUGCGUUUUUUACCUCACCUGAAUGUGACGGAAUAUAGUAAGCAGUUAAGAGAAUUGUGGACUGCGAUAUUUAAAGGAUUAGCCGUGAUAGGCCGUAGAGAUUGUCAUAUAUUGACAGACUUUUAUUCCGAAUUUCGAAGAUGGCUCGAUACUGUGAAAGAUUUUGAUACCAUAUUGCGAUUAGCAAGAGCAUUAUCCGACUCGGCUACUAAUCAUCCUAUUAAAAAUAAUAGCUUAGCUUUUGCUCUUUUGAAUAAGUUUGGUGUAUCUGCAAUAGCAGCAAUGCUCGAGCAAGCUGAACAAUUGUGCGACACAAAUAAUUUCCUGCCUUCUGAGUGGUCAACUUUUGUAAUGACAAUAGUUGAGCUAAUUGGUGACGCGCCACCCUGUGUUGCACCUUGUCAACCAAUUAUUGCAAAUACGCUCAAUAAACAUCUGAAACGGAUUUCCAGUUUAAAACUAGAAAGGUAUACAGCGCUAGCGUGCUUGUUGACUGAUGCCAAUCCUUUACGAUAGUCCAACGUUACACAAGUUAUACUUGAGUUUUUUUUAAGAUACCAUUAUAAAUACAGCUCUGAUGACUAUUGAUUAGAUGAGUUGAACAAAAGACGAACCAAAUGAGUACUCAAUUCAUUAAUGCUUAUACAAUGAUUUAUUAAUGUACAGUUCAAAAGUUUUGCUAAUUAACAUUCUCAUUAUUAUGUAACAAGCUGAUAAAGAGAAAUAAAGUCUACGUUUUUACGUAAGCACAAUAUUGAGAAUCUAGGGGAUACAUACUCGAUCCCGUUGAUAGAGGAUGCAUGUUUGAGAGCCCAAGAGUUACAUUACAUUCUUCUUACUACGUAACUGUGGGCUGGCACUUCUUUAGGGUAAACUUAAUUCUAGGUGCAGCGUAUUUAUGAAUUGUUUCAAGCACUACGAAUUUUUAAAUGAUUUUAUGAUUAAGGAAAAAAAAAACAGCGUUUUAGAAUAGUCUUCAUUUUACUUUAAACGCCUAAACGCUGCCCUAUCGAUUUAUAUGUUAAGGGGCAGACUAGGCGACUAUUAAUGAGUAUACUAUUUUCUCUUAAGAAUUAUUAAAAAUAUGUAUAUAUUUUACAAAUAUAUACAUAUAUUGGUAUAAAGCAAUAUGCUCUUCUCGCUCGUUCAGAUUACAUAACGCUAGAAUUUAGUUUAUUUCUUUUCUUAUUCAUAUUCGUCACAAUAAUUCGUAUGUUAUGUUUGCAGUUUUUUUUUAAAUUUUUGCCUCAAUAUCAAUUGUUGCGAAUGCGACAUUGUUUCGAUGUUACAUUGCUGUUGCUAAUGCACUAGUUGUACCAAAAAAUUUAUCGUAACACGGCAGAACGAUAUAAAUUAAAACCUAUUCAAUUUGUAUAGCGACAAAAGGAUUUUAUUAUCGACGAAUAGUCUGUAUAAUUUUAAUACUAACCAAGUAUACGUCUGUUCGAACACAGAUAUAAAAUUACCACGAUAUUCUAUAACGAGUGAUAUCUCAUAUUCUGUUUGUUAUCGUCAUACAGAUUGAAGCUUUUGCUAAUAAAAGAAAAAACGAGCAUGCAACGUCUUCUUGUAAAGUAGAUAAAGCGAAAAUUGUGCGUUUGCUUUUUGUGAUUAAAGAUAUAUUUUUAUAAAAACGCUAUGUUUAUUAUGUUUAAAAACGAAACAAAUGUAAUGGAGUGCUAUAAAAAAGAAACGACGAUCGUUAAAUUAACUUAAGAAUCCUUCAUAGUUUAUCGUCAUUACGUCUAUUAUGUACUUGUCGGUGAUAUGCCUGUAUAUUAAAAAAAAAAUUGAUUGUAAAUUUAUAACAGUCUGAAGAUAUAACUGUAGCUAUUGUGUAUGUACAGAAUUGAUCUAAUUUGAAAUCAAAGUCUUAAAUAAAUGUUUUGCAUCCUACGUA